Messenger RNA from Chlamydomonas reinhardtii, 2809 nucleotides. RefSeq lists its product as uncharacterized. NCBI's taxonomy places the organism in Eukaryota, Viridiplantae, Chlorophyta, Chlorophyceae, Chlamydomonadales, Chlamydomonadaceae. The transcript has 7 exons. The coding region runs from base 367 to 1611 and encodes 414 amino acids. Gene Ontology annotation, molecular function: hydrolase activity. The record is from RefSeq and is a predicted model, not a curated record.
AAGGACAUAGCCAUGUAGGGUUCCAUGACGAGAGCGCCGGGCCGAGGACGUGAAUCGGGAAUGCCAGGGUUGUUCAAGGGCUUGAGGCGUGGACUGUGCUUGUUACGAAUGCAAUAGGCAGUAAAUCCAUGGAUAAUAGGCAUUUGCAAUAGCUUGGUUUGCAGCGAGUGGUCGCAAAUCCCUUGCAUCGGGUGCAGACUCAACUCGAGUAAAAUAGUUCCAUAGCUCCAAUGCUCAAGUACACAGCUUGAUGCCUCGGUUUUCUACUAGCAUUGAGCAUCAGGCAACGCGUUAAGUUGUGCACACCAACCUCACAUAGCUUGACACAGGGCCACUCGCCUUUCUUUCGCGAAACAACCUGCAGCCAUGGCGCUUGGCAUGCAGCGCCAACUCCGUGGGCAUCAGCGCACGGCGCCAGCGCCAGUGUUGCCGGUAGUGCGCCCUCGUGCGACUCGGGCGACUGGGCCCAGCGCGUCAAGAGGCAGCCGUCGUCACUUGCUACAACAGAUAGCAGGAGCGACACUCCUAGUGCACGCACGGAGCGUUGCGGACCCUUCCUCGGUGGCCUCAGCCUCUGCUACUCUAGCGGCUCCCACCGAGGAAGCGUCAACGUCGACAACAGUCCUAGGAAACAGCGCGCUUGACCCGCCAACCUACGUGACAGCCACGGGGAGGAUCAUUGCAAUUGGGGACCUGCACGGCGACCUCGACAAAGCCGUUGAGGCACUGAAGCUCGGACGUGUUAUCAGUGUCAGCGACGAGGGAGAGGUCUCGUGGGUGGGUGGCGACACGGUGGUGGUACAGCUCGGCGACGUGCUGGACCGAGGGGACGUGGAGAUUGGCAUCAUCAACUUGUUGCGGUACCUGGACACGGAGGCGCGGAAGCAGGGCGGUGCCGUUUACAUGCUCAACGGCAACCACGAAUCCCUGAACGUAUGCGGAGACUUCAGGUACGUGACUCCGGGCGCGUUCGCGGAAAGCGCGCUGUACGCGGGGCUGAGCGAGUCGGACCUCAAGGACUGGCAGCUGGUGGCCAAGGUGCGCUACUCGCUGUACAAGCCCGGCGGUGAUCUGGCGCGCGAGUUCAGCCGCAACCCCACCGUGCUGGUCGUCAACGACACCGUGUUCGCGCACGGAGGGCUGUUGCCUACACACGUGGAGUACGGCAUUGAGCGGCUAAACAGUGAGGUGGCGGCGUGGAUGCGCGGUGACGACAUCCCGGACGGCAACAAGGCGCAGCCCCCCUUCCUGGCCAUGGGUGACGCCAACAGCGUGAUGUGGAACCGCACGCUCUCCAAAGAGCGCUUUGCCACGCCCUACGAGCGCUACCACGCCUGCAAUGCGCUGAAGCAGGCGCUCGCCAAGGUCCGCGGCAAGCGGCUGGUGGUGGGGCACACGCCGCAGCUGGGCGGCGUCAACUGCGAGUGUGAGAACCAGGUGUGGCGCAUCGACGUGGGCAUGUCGUACGGCGUGCUCAACCGGCCGGUCCAGGUGAUUGAGAUCGUGCCGCCGGAGGAGGGCGGCGAUGACGCCAAGGUGCGCGUCAUCCGCAACACGCCCAACUCCAUGUCCAGUGCGGAUGACGACAUCACCAUCGCCUCCAACCUCUGACCGCGUUAGCAGCAGCUGUGGUCUGCGGAGUGGGGCAGGCGGCGGCAGGAGCAGCAGGAGCGGGAGCAGGAGAAAGAAGGGAGGCGCAUGACAGUGUGGGGGGAGGAGGAGAAGCGGUGGAGCUGGCGCGGAGCUGGUGCUGGCGCGGAGCUGAGCGAGCAGGCGUUUGCUGGGGCUUGGGUGGCUGCGGGCCUGGUGGGCCUGAAGUUGGAGCUGCGGGCUGGAGCCGAAGAGCUGUAGAUGGAGUUACGAGGUUUUGUCGCGGAGGCGCUUGCGCCCAUUUUGGGGCGCGGGCGCAGAGCCGGUAUCAUUCUGUAGGCAGAAGAUGGAUGCAAGCAUCGCAUGACCUGUGCACAUUGCGGUGCUCCAAAGGAGCGUGUGUGUGGGCGGGAAUGUAACGGGUUCUUCGUUUGGCAUAGGGAGCUGUGCACGAUUUCGUUUGGUGGCCGUGUGGCUAUCGGGGCAUCACCUAAUGUGCUACGAGUGUGAACUGCGACGGCCUGUGCCGAGACUGCCGCCGGCGCUGCUGCAGGUCGUGCUUGAUGCGGAAGCAAUGGGCACACGGUUGUGGCAUCGGCAUGCCAAGCAGAAGUGCUCGCUGAUGCGGGCGUUGGCCGCGACACAUGAGCGCUGCUGGGGCGCGGGGAGGUGCGAUGUUGCCGUCUUAGGUUCGCGAAGUAUGACAGGGCGGGAUGGGCAUCCUCCGAGAGAGUUUGUUGUAGGUUUCCUUGACUAACCCGCAGAGAUGUGCUGAGAAUGGCAGGGGUAAUCACUCUGUUGCCGCUCUGGGGUAUGCAUGGUCUGUUGCUCUCUGUUUCAAGGUUGGACGGGUUCGCUUGCGCUUCGUUCAUCUGUCUGUGCCGCAGUAUGUGUGUGGCAUUGACUGUGCCUUGUACCAUAGCCAUGUGCAAUGUGUGUGCUGGGUCGUAUUCGCGUCCGGUGUAUGCGAGGCCAGAUGGAACUGCGGAAAAUAAAGUAGACUCCGGUGGCGUGGGGUCAGGUGUCCUGCAGCGUUCGACUGCUCUGGUGCGUCGGCGGCGGGAUGCGCGAUUGUUGCCCGUGACAACGUGCCCCAGUCCUCCAUGCGUUGCAAAUAACAUAUGUACGGGGCGGGCUUGUGGUGAUGGUAAGCGCAGCUGGGCCUCCGCAGCAGUCUAUUCUUCCAUGGCUGGUGAUCAAUCUGUAAGCGUUCAUCUGC